Myripristis murdjan (pinecone soldierfish) is the source of this 3218-nucleotide messenger RNA. RefSeq names its product polypyrimidine tract-binding protein 2-like. Gene Ontology annotation, biological process: mRNA processing. Gene Ontology annotation, cellular component: nucleus. NCBI's taxonomy places the organism in Eukaryota, Metazoa, Chordata, Actinopteri, Holocentriformes, Holocentridae. The record is from RefSeq and is a predicted model, not a curated record. The transcript has 14 exons. Gene Ontology annotation, molecular function: RNA binding. The coding region runs from base 144 to 1700 and encodes 518 amino acids.
UUUCGGCUCUGUCCGUCAUUGUGUCGUCUCCGAACGGCCAUUUGCCUCCAUUUUGCAGUCGUGUGUGUGUGCGUGCGUGUGUGUACGUUGUCGGUACGAGGAACUGGACCGAAAGCGGAGUCUCUGAGUAAAUUUCUACAGAAAUGGACGGCAUCAGUGACGUUGCAGUGGGUGUGAAGAGAGGAUCAGAUGAGCUGAGUAUGUACAACAGUCCCAACUCUGGCAUGAGCAGUAUCAGUGAUGGGACUUCUAAUGGCAGCGAUAGUAAAAAGCUGAGGGUGGAGGAGGCCCCACCAUCCCGUGUCCUCCAUAUCCGGAAGCUUCCCAACGAGGCCUCAGAGACCGAAGUCAUUGCGCUUGGCCUUCCCUUUGGCAAGGUCACCAACAUCCUCACCCUGAAGGGAAAGAACCAGGCAUUCUUGGAAAUGGGAACGGAAGAGGCAGCCAUCACAAUGGUCAAUUACUAUACCACUGUCACUCCUCACGUUCGCAAUGUCCCUGUCUUCAUCCAGUACUCCACCCACAAAGAGCUUAAGACUGAUGCUGGCAACCAGCGGACCCAAGCAGUGCUCCAAGCUGUGUCGGCAGUGCAGUCAGGCGGUUCACCCAGCUCAGACGUUCAAGAGGCCCUAGCUGCAGCCUCCAGCCCAGUGCUGCGGAUCAUCAUUGAUAACAUGUUCUACCCCGUAACACUCGACGUUCUGCAACAGAUUUUCUCUAAGUUUGGCACGGUCAUGAAGAUCAUCACCUUCACCAAGAACAAUCAGUUCCAGGCCCUGCUGCAGUUCAGUGAUCCUGUCAAUGCCCAGCAGGCUAAACUGGCGCUGGAUGGCCAGAACAUCUAUAACUCAUGCUGCACCCUGCGCAUUGACUUCUCCAAGCUAGUCAACCUAAACGUCAAGUACAACAAUGAUAAGAGUCGUGACUACACCCGGCCAGAGUUGCCUGCAGGUGAUGGCCAGCCCACCCUCGACCCCUCAGUGGCCGCAGCCUUUAGCAAAGACUCCAACUCCCUGCUCGGUAAGAUCCCAGGAGCCCUGAACCCUCUGAGUGCAGCAGCAGCGGCAGCUGCUGCUGCAGGGAGGGUGGCCCUGGCCGGACAGUCAGGCUCCAGCGGGGUCCUGCUGGUCAGCAACCUAAAUGAGGAGAUGGUUACGCCCCAAAGUCUGUUUACCCUCUUCGGGGUGUAUGGGGAUGUCCAGAGGGUGAAAAUCCUUUACAACAAGAAGGACAGUGCUCUCAUUCAGAUGUCAGAUGCCAACCAGGCGCAGCUUGCUAUGAGCCACCUGAAUGGCCAGAAGAUGUAUGGGAAGAUCAUCCGGGUGACGCUGUCUAAGCACCAGACCGUGGCACUACCUCGCGAUGGCUUGGAUGACCAGGGUCUGACCAAGGACUUCACCAACUCUCCGCUGCAUCGCUUCAAGAAGCCCGGAUCCAAGAACUUCCAGAACAUCUUCCCGCCCUCAGCUACCCUUCACCUCUCCAACAUCCCACAAGAUGUGACUGAAGAUGAUCUGCGGCUGUUGUUCUCCAAUGCUGGUGGCACUGUGAAAGCAUUUAAGUUUUUCCAGGACCACAAAAUGGCUCUCCUCCAGAUGUCGACAGUAGAGGAGGCCAUCCAGGCUCUGAUCGACCUUCACAAUUACAACAUGGGAGGAAACCAACACCUGCGGGUCUCCUUUUCCAAGUCCACCAUUUAGAAAUCUGACCCAUAAACUCACAACAAUAUACCACGGCUUUACUGCCUCCAGAGCCGCCGGUCAGCACCCAUUUGGACUGUGUCUGGACACUGGGGGGACCAUAUUGAUGGGGUGAUUGUUAGGUUGAUUUGAUUGGCUUUUUUGUUGGUGUUUUUGUUGUUGAUCCUGUCAUUCCUUGAGAGACUGAAACAUUUGACUUGCAGCCCAAGUAGUUUUUUUUUUUCCUUAUGAAGAAACAUGGUGUAUAUUGUAGAUUCGGCACCGUCUCUUCAGUUGCCCCUCCAGCUGUACCUCUACACUCUGACCACUUGUGUCACAAGCAAGACAUUUUCUUUGUCCUGAUUUACUGUCCUCCUGUAUGAGUGUGAGGUUGAUGGAUAUCAGGCUCCACUUAAUUCUUUUUUAGUUGAGAAGAUACUUAUGUGCCUUACUUGACAAUAUCAACUGUUUCUACAGCUGAACAUGUUCAUUAAAUACCUUCCCAUGCUUUUGAGGCACAUUGGUAUUGGAUAGUUUUGGGAGAUAGUGAGAAUGCAACCUGUCUUAUCAUCUUCUAGACAUUAACAGUUUCUGAAGCUCUGCCACCAACUAGCUGUAGCCUUUUCCCUCCAGGGUUUUACAACAGACUUGUUUUAGUUCAGGAAUAGGAACAAGACAUAUUUCUAUCCAUUUUUUCCUGCUAUCAGCGAGGCAAGAAUGUUGAAGAAAAUAUUUUGAAAAAAAAAGCAUACAAUUGGAAACUUUAUUUCUUCAGAAUUAAUUUCAUUUGUAAGCUUGUUUUCUCCAGUUAAGCUUUUCAUCCCUCUCGAGCUGAACUGUUAUAGCGUGGCUCGUAGCUGAGUAUUUCUUUAUAGGUGUUUUUUAAAUCUUCCAUGCUUUUUCUAUAGCAGUUAGGUGUAAUUGUCAAUGAGAGGUUUUAUAAGCAUGUGUAGUUCUGCUAGAAUCUGGAAUCAGAAAGUGUUGCAUGCUUUGGAUGCAAUUAGAGUUGAGUCCACUGUGAUUUCAUUGUCAUGUGACAGUUUACUCAAGAGAGGGCUACCUGGUUGGACCAAAGUUUAUGUGCCUUUAGUGUUACUUUACUUUGAUUCACUUUAACAGAAACAAACAUUUGAUGGAAACGCUGAAAUAAUGAUGCAUUUCAGGGAGAGAAAAAAAAAAAAAAACUGCAGUCAUAAAUUAGUUAAUACCCUUUCUGGUUUGGUCCUUGGGGAUGAGUUACAGAAUAUCCUUCCCUUCAAAAACUUUAGACAUUUAUCAAGGCAAAUAUGUUCUAUGUUCAGAAAUAACAGGCAAUGUAUAUUUUCUAUCUUAGUCUCACUUUUUACAUCUUAAAUGUAAGAAUUCGGUAUAGUUUGGAAGAGGCACAAUUAAAGGAUGAUUUUUUUCUAACAAGGGGAGGUGCGACUUGGUUUCCUGCUUUUUGAUUGUCCCCUUUCAUGGUCUCUCUCUCUCGCUCUCUCCUAUGUGUAUUCUGCAUUACCUGUAGCAUGCCAAAUAAAACUCUUCUGUAGCUCUGCA